Molecule: messenger RNA, 2778 nt
Organism: Cyprinus carpio (common carp)
Lineage: Eukaryota; Metazoa; Chordata; Actinopteri; Cypriniformes; Cyprinidae
Product: ubiquitin-conjugating enzyme E2 R1-like
Biological process (GO): protein polyubiquitination; ubiquitin-dependent protein catabolic process
Molecular function (GO): ubiquitin conjugating enzyme activity
Source: RefSeq, a predicted model, not a curated record
CCCCAUUGGAAUUGAGGAAAGACGCAUCCAGGACAUCGACUCAUAACUCGCCACUCUCCUACACGUUUACUAGUUCACGCCAAUUUUUGCUUCUCGACGGACCAGCUUGGCACACAAUUCAAGCGUAGACAUUCUUUUUGUUCAUUCAGACAUCUGAAUUUGCGUAUUUAACGAAAAUCUUCCGUUAGAGAGGAUUAGUGUUGAGUCGAAGUGGAUUUUCACGGCUAGCAUUCAGCUACGAAAAAAAAAACAACAAACCCAGAGCGCGAUUUUUUAUUUUUCUGACAAGCAAAACUCUGCGUAUAAACAACCCAACAACCUGUUUUACUUUCAGGGACGACUAAAAAAAACACUUAUAAUGCUUUAUAGCUAAAACACUUUUUAUUUGAACGAAAAUAGUCUCUUUUUUGAGGACAUUGUCAUUUCCUCGCUAAGCUAGCAACUCCAGACAAAGAAAGAAAAGCAGCUUUCAUCGCCUCAUCACAUCUUGUCAACUUUUCGCCCUUUUUGAAGAACAACCCCCACUUUUGAGUCUAGUUGGGUAGAAAUAAAGCAGAAAUGGCCCAGCAGAGCAAUGCUCAGGUCGCCAGCUCACAGAAAGCUUUGAUGCUGGAGAUGAAGUCUCUUCAGGAGGAACCAGUGGAGGGUUUCAAGAUCACUUUAGUGGAUGAAGCGGAUCUCUACAACUGGGAAGUGGCGAUUUUUGGACCCCCAAACACUCACUAUGAAGGGGGCUAUUUCAAGGCUCGCAUCAAGUUCCCAAUUGAUUACCCCUAUUCCCCACCCACGUUCAGAUUCCUCACCAAGAUGUGGCACCCCAACAUCUAUGAGAACGGGGACGUGUGUAUCUCCAUUCUGCAUCCUCCAGUAGAUGAUCCACAGAGCGGAGAGCUUCCCUCAGAGAGGUGGAACCCCACACAGAAUGUCAGAACUAUACUGUUGAGUGUCAUCUCUCUACUGAACGAACCCAACACGUUUUCUCCAGCCAACGUGGACGCCUCCGUCAUGUACCGCAAAUGGAGAGAGAGUAAAGGAAAAGACCGGGAAUAUGCAGAAAUCAUUAGAAAACAGGUUCUGGCCACUAAAGCCGAGGCUGAGCGCGACGGAGUGAAAGUUCCCACCACCCUGGCGGAGUAUUGUGUCCGCACGCGCGCCCCUGCACUGGACGAGGGGUCCGACCUGUUAUACGACGAUUACUAUGAUGAUGAGGACUUGGAGGAUGAGGAUGGCGAGGACUGUUGCUAUGACGAGGACGACUCUGGAAAUGAGGAAUCAUGACGACAUUCCCAUCUUCAUUCUGGUCUUCAUCAGCAUCACCCCGAAAGUGGAAACGUUAAGGCAUGCGCCCUGCAUUUACACUCACUCAGAUGGCCAUUUUUGUUUCCUUAAUGGACUGAAUUGAGAGUUUAUUAUUAUUAUUUUUUAGCAUUUGUGUUGUUUUCCUUCUGUGUCAUAAUUGUGCUGGCCUUCAGGCUUUUCUCAAAUCUGCUGUUUUAUUAUUUCUUUGCUUUGUGCUUUCAGAUAGCUCUGUGAACUUACUUCAAAAAGGACAAAAAAAUUGACUGAAUUAGGGAGUGAUUCUUUGAAUGAGGCUUUGUGCUGGAUAAUGCUGAUCUUUUGAAUUUUCUUAGAGAUGAUCACUUUGAUCACCCGUGCUCACUUUUUUGGCCUUCAGGCACAUCUGAGCAGCCCAGCAAUAAAACAUGAGUUUGGGGGCAAGCUUUGAGUUUUUAUUCCUCCUUUGUUUGAGUAGUAAUUACGUUAAAGGGAUAGUUCACCCAAACAAAUGACAAUUCUGUCAUCAUUUACUCACCCCCAUGUCGUUCCAAACCUGUAUGACUGACUUUCUUCUUUGAAACAAGUUAUUUUGAGAAGUGGAAGUCAGUUGGCACCAGAACUGUUUGGUUACCAACUGACUUCAUAAUUAAACAAAUGAGGUUGAGUAAAUGACAGAAUUUUCCUUUUUGGGUGAACUAACUCUUUAAGAAACCUUAAGCAAAAAAAAAAAAAAGGAUAAGUUGAUAUUAAAAUCAUUUUGCAAUGUAAAAAUGUAAACAUUGAAAAGAAAAUGCUGAGGCCUACAUUCUACGAUGUGCUUAAAAAUCUGCAUUAUUUAACUUAUAGUGUCACUUUAAAUUAUUGAAAUGAUGUAUCACUUUUUUCCAAGAUAUAGGAGCUUAUCAGAAAAUACAUGUAGUCAGGCUUAAUCUAGUAGGUUGGCGAGUGGAUGUUGUCUUUUCUGUUAAGCUGAGUUUAUGUUAAUGUUUUUUAAGCAAUUCUGAUAUUCCUGUGUUGUCCUCCUAAGUGAAUCUUAUUUAAUCUGUUGUGUUUUUUUUUUUUUUUUUUUCAUCACUGAAGCAUUUGUUGUUUGAUUUGGGAUGUAGGGUGACUUCUGGACUAUUGAAGGUUUUUUUUUUUUGCACCGUUUCUUUUGCAUUAUGGCUCCAUGAAUUGACAGCAUGCCCUAUGUUGUGAUGUCAUGAUCGAGGAGGCUGGUGAGCGCUGGUGUCCGUCUCUGAUUUGAAUUGGAUCUCCUACAGACUGACUCUCAGGAUCAGCAAAUCUGAAAAAAGAAAAAGAAAACUACCAAUAACAAAAGUACUUUUUUUCUCACCUGCAAGCUAUCCAUCUUUUCCAUAUUGUUUUGAGGACAAUUUACAACCGUAUCCCAAGAGGCUGAGAUGCACACAAGGAGCUGAUUUGUCAUUUUAUUGACCUGUAUGUAUUUUUACAGUUUGUUGGCCUAUUUAAAACUGAAUAAAGAUCUUUAUUAAAAUA